Molecule: messenger RNA, 1494 nt
Organism: Haliotis rubra (blacklip abalone)
Lineage: Eukaryota; Metazoa; Mollusca; Gastropoda; Lepetellida; Haliotidae
Exons: 3
Coding region: 1-666 (221 amino acids)
Source: RefSeq, a predicted model, not a curated record
AUGGAAGUUUACACAAAUGGAGCCAAUAAAGUGAUCCAAGACUUGACCACUUUAGGAGUUGAUGCUGAAGAAUGUACAAGUAUUGUGUACGAGGUGAAGGCAUGCCAGGACCAUGGACUCAGCCUCCUAGACACCACCGGUGCAGAGCUCGUUGAAUAUUUGAUUGGUGGUUGGUACAAUGGUAGAUCCAGACUAGUUAUCAGGCCAACUAAUGGAUACAGGGAAUAUGGUACAGCCUCCAUCCUGCACUGUGACGAAUACAGAUGGUUCUGGGCAUAUUGGGGCAAUGGAAACGUUUCUUAUGGAAAAGGCAAAACGAUUGGAGUCAACAAAGUCUUCGAUGUAACAGACCCGACAGGUGGCUCUGUCAAACGAUUAGGCCUGAAGAGUUUCAAUGGAACCCCUCAUCGAAUCCGUUUAGGAGAAACAUGCAAAGGAGAUUUUCGCAGUGUCUCAGGCAAGUGGACCAACGGUCUCAUCGAAGACAAAUCUAACACAGACUAUCUAACCUGUGCCAGAGGGUGCUUUCUACACCCUCAGUGUGGGAUGUUCAGUCACAGGAACAGUCAAGAAAGAUGUACACUGUUCGACAGGACGACCUCAUCUUUCACGCUGAUUUCCGACUCUGACUGGAAGUCGUGGAAAAUGCGAUAUUGCAAUCCUUAAAUUCGUCUGACUGUAAUGCUUCACAUUUCGGGGUGGUUUGUGGGGGGUAGGGCAGUGUCAGUCACCCAUGAUCCUGGAUGGAUGGAAAUACAGUGACAUGUAUUACAGGUAAAUCCUUUGCACAAGUUGUUAAUUUUGGCGAGAUCAGUUCUACUUCACCAACAAAUAGCACCUCCUGCCUUUCUUUGUUAUGACUUAUGAAUGACAUGGUUUGCAAUGGCCGAGUCUAUGAAACAACUGUCUUCUGUCAUCUACUUCUUCAGAUAGACAGAAGCGUGGUUAAAUGAAAGGAGAACAAGAGUUUGCCACCAAUAUGGCAAUGUCCCCCACCGCUAAAAAGAAUGAAAUAUUUAUAACAUAUUUACUAGUUUUUCCUUUUUGGUCACAUACAAGAUUCCUAUAAAGACUGGUGUCUGCAUAUGUAGGCUGUCGACAUAAAUGAAGACAUUGAGUGCUAUGUUUUAUGAGAUAUCGCGUUAACAAGUGUCUGAAAAGUGUUAGAGGUGUCGUGGUGAGCUUGAAGAUAAGGUCAAGGUCACCCAAAUCGACUGGUGUCUGCGUCAUGCCCCAAUGUAGGUUGUCACCAACCAUGAAGACAUGGGGUCCCAAAGUUCAUGAGAUAUCGCGUUAACAAAUGUCUGAAAAGUGGUCAAAGUGUUGUGGUGACCUUGAAGAUAAAGUCAAGGUCACCCAAGUCAACUGGUAUCUGUGUAUUCCCCCAGUGUCACCAAAUUUGAAGAUAUUGGGAACAACAGGUCAUGAGAUACCGCGUUAACAAGAAUCGGGGCGUACGUACGUACGGACGGACGCUGCUGAAUACAAAGUCCC